Messenger RNA from Populus nigra (black poplar), 3377 nucleotides. Its product is annotated as putative disease resistance protein At1g50180. Bases 515 to 3292 code for a protein of 925 amino acids. NCBI's taxonomy places the organism in Eukaryota, Viridiplantae, Streptophyta, Magnoliopsida, Malpighiales, Salicaceae. Gene Ontology annotation, biological process: defense response to other organism. Gene Ontology annotation, molecular function: ADP binding. The transcript is spliced from 2 exons. The record is from RefSeq and is a predicted model, not a curated record.
UAAUAAAAUUAGCUCAUAUUUUAAAGAUUUUCCGGGCAUCAACUUGCUAUAUAAAUUUUGGCAAAAUUUAAUCCUCAUCCAAUUAAGAAAGAGGCUAACAGUUAUAAUAUUGUCUGCUCAGUUUGGUUCUUACUUGUUGAGAUUUUUUGUUUAAUUAAUUUCAUCUUUUAAUAUUUUGUUUUGUUUCCUAGCACAAACAAUCCACUUUCAACGAAUUAACCGGGGACUACAACGCGGUUUGUGGGUCAUGAUUAUGGGAUAUCUCCUGGACUUUUCAAGGAGAAGACUUUCUGGAAGUGCUUGCAGAAAACUAUUGUGGAGUUGCUAGGCAGCCCACACCCAAUUUCUCAUUUUCAAGAACUGCCAGUACAAGAUAGUAAUUUUGUAGCAGAUCAACUGGUAUUUUUCGGGGUCUCUCUUUUUUUCUUGUUAAACUCAAACCCAAAGCAAAAGCUUCUGUUCUUUUUUGUUUGUUUUGAUUAAGGUGGGAGUAAGGAGUGUCUUGAGACAUAGCAUGGCUGAGUCUGCAGUGUCAACUGUGGUGCAAAGGCUUGGAGACUUGCUUAUUCAAGAAGCAGUUUUCUUGGAUGGAGUGAAUGAGGAGGUUUAUGGCAUGCAAGUUGAACUGCAGAGGAUGCAAUCUUUCCUGAGAGAUGCAGACAGAAGACAAGAUGAAGAAGAGAGUGUUAAAAAUUGGGUCUCAGAAAUCAGAGAAACUGCUUAUGACGCUGAAGAUAUUAUUGAAGAGUUUGCACUCAAAGUAGCUUUAAGGAGGAGAUCAGGUAUGGUAAAUGUUAUGAAGAGGUAUGCCACUCUUGCUAAAGAAACUAUAGAGCUUCAUAAUGUUGGAAAUGAGAUUCAAAUUAUUAAGAAUAGAAUUUCUAGCCUCACCAAUAGCUUGCAAACAUAUGGGAUAAUACAAAGAAAUGAUGAUUGGAGCCCCGGAUUAGGGAGGCAACAGCAGCAGUUAAGGAGGUCUUACUCACAUAUUGUUGAGGAGGAUAUAAUUGGGUUGGAGGAAGAUGUGAAAGUUUUGGCAGAGCAAUUGGUGAACAGUAAUGGGAUUGUGUCCAUCUGUGGAAUGGGUGGAAUAGGGAAGACAACUCUUGCCAAGAAGGUAUAUCAUAACAGUAAGGUUAGACAUCAUUUUGAUGCUUUUGCUUGGGCUUAUGUAUCUCAACAAUGCCAAGUGAGGGAGGUUUGGGAGGGAAUCUUGUUUAAGCUCACCAAUCCAUCUAAAGAACAAAGGGAGGAGAUUGCCAGUUUGAGGGAUGAAGAGUUGGUGAAGAGGCUUUAUCAAGUCCAACUAGAGAAGAAAUGUUUGGUGAUUCUUGAUGAUAUUUGGACCAUACCAACAUGGAAUAAUCUGUGUCCUGCUUUUCCAUACUGGAAAACUGCAGGCAGUAAAAUAUUGCUAACUACUCGCAAGAUGGAUGUGGCUUUGCAUCCUGACCCAACAUGUUUCCUGCAUGUUCCACCCCAGUUGAAUGAUGACGAGAGCUGGGAAUUGUUAAAAAAGAAGGCAUGUGUUAACAAUAACUAUCCAGACGUUAGAAUCAGAGCAGAAAUAGAGAGGUUGGGAAGGGAAAUGGUCGGAAGGUGUACAGGUCUACCAUUGGCGAUCAUUGUGCUUGGAGGACUGUUGGCGACUAAGAAGACUACCUUUGAGUGGGACGUGGUUCGAAAAAAUAUCAUUUCCCACUUGAGGAGAGGCAAAGGCGAUGAACAACUCUUAGGAGUAGCUGAGGUGCUAGCCUUGAGCUACCAUGAAUUGCCAUAUCAGUUGAAACCAUGCUUUCUUCACCUGGCUCAUUUCCCAGAAGAUUGUGAGAUACAAACAAAGAAAAUGUUACGAAUGUGGGUUGCUGAGGGUUUUGUAUCUAGUGUGUACAAUGGAGUGGAGGAAGAAACUAUGGAGGAUGUGGCUCAGCGUUAUUUGGGCGAGUUGGUAGAGAGGUGUAUGGUUCAGGUGGUAGAGAGGGGCACAACUGGAAGGAUUAGAACUUGCCGCAUGCAUGAUCUUAUGAGAGAUCUAUGCGUAUCUAAAGCAAAGCAGGAAAAUUUUCUUGAGGUUUUCAAUCAGUCGCUUGCAAGUGAUCACCCGGCAGAUUCCUUUCCUUGGUCUAUGGUGAGGGAAGCAAGGUCAAUUGGUAGACUUCGCAGGCUAGCAGUUGUUUUGGAAGGAGAUCUUCAUAAAUUUAUCCCCUCGGGAUACAAAAGAAAUUCCCAUCUCAGGUCUCUUUUGUAUUUCCAUGAAAAAGCAUGCCAUGUAGAGAACUGGGGAUCGUUAAAAUCUGUAUUCAAGAACUUCAAAUUACUAAGAGUCUUGGAUCUUGAGGGUAUUCAGAGUCAUGGUGGAAAAUUGCCGACAGAAAUUGGAAAGCUAAUCCACUUGAGAUUCUUGAGCUUGAGAGAUACUGAUAUAGAUGAGUUGCCAUCUACAAUAGGCAACUUGAGGUACUUGCAAACUCUAGACUUGUUGACAUGGAAUUCAACUGUACAAAUACCUAACGUAGUAUGGAGGUUGCAUCGAUUACGACACCUGUAUCUUCCUGAAUCCUGCGGUGAAUAUUCUUAUAAAUGGCAAUUAGCUAAUCUGGUCAACUUGCAGACACUCGUGAACUUUCCUGCAGAGAAAUGUGAGAUAACUGAUCUGGUAAGAUUGAAUCAUCUUAAGAAACUAGUGAUAGAUGAUCCAAAGUUCGGGGCAAUCUUCAGAUCCCCUCGUGCAAGAUUUUACCGCCUGCAAUCACUGUCUUUUGUUAGUAACGAAGAUUCAACAGUCGUUCAAGUUAUACAAGGAUGCCCUAAUCUUUAUAAGCUGCAUAUAGAAGGGCAGAUAGAGAAGCUACCAGAUUGUCAGCAAUUCUCUGCAAACCUAGCCAAAUUGAACCUGCUGGGAUCUAAACUUACAGAAGACCCAAUGCCAACACUGGAGAAGCUGCCGAACUUGAGAAUUCUUCGCUUACAAAUGGAUUCGUUUCUUGGGAACAAAAUGGUUUGCUUGGACAAAGGUUUUCCUCAACUAAAGUCUCUGUUCCUUUAUGACUUGCCAAACCUAGAAGAGUGGGAGGUUGUUGAAGGAGCAAUGGCUAAUCUUUUCCAUUUAGAGAUUUCAAAUUGCACGUCCUUGAAGACUGUCCCAGAAGGGCUAAGAUUCAUUACCAGUCUCCGUGAAAUGGAGAUCCGGUCAAUGCUUAAAGCAUUCAGAACUAGGCUUGAGCAUGGAGGAGAGGAUUACUACAAAGUUCAACAUGUGCCCUCCAUUGCGUUUCGGUAUUGUGAUUACUAAACUAUAAACUGUUAAUUAUGUUUCAUUUCAGCAGUAACUGUCAUCUGUUUCUGAUUUUUGAGAAGAUUAUUGGAGAUUGUCUGAA